CCAGACAGUGUCCGGACACGGCCGGCACAGACAGUGCAGCUGCAUACGGGAGGUGACAACACCCGCCCCACCCCCUGCGCUGAUGACCAGGGAGGACUUGGGAGGACUGGCCUACCGGUGACACCUGAGUGGGAGGCUGGGGACCGUCCUAGUUCACCGUCCUCUGCAAGAAGCAGUACACGGAGCCUGUUUCUGGGAGAGCCUCUGUGUGCUUCCCAACGGGGAGACUGAUACCCAGGACGCUGAGAUGAGCUCCGAGCUCAGGGACAUCCUAGUGCUGCUGCCUACCUGGGAACAACUGCGGCUGUCAGUGGGGGUCACAGCCACAGGACAAGAGCUCUUCCGGCUGGUGUGCGAUGUGGCACACAUUCGUGACACCCGCUAUUUUGGCCUCAGCGUGGUCAGAAACGAGGAGUACGUGUUCCUGGAUCUGAAGCAGAAGCUCAGUAAAUACUUCUCCAAGGACUGGAGGAUGGAGAUGAACCAAAGGAGUAAGAUAUCCAGGGCGCCCUUUAUCGCCUUCUUCAGAGUGCAGUUCUACGUGGAAAAUGGGAGGGCGAUCAGUGACAAGACAGCCCGGUACCUGUACUACUGUCACCUGAAGGAGCAGGUGCUGAGGUCCAGGUGCGAGCACAGAGAGGAGGUCUACUUUCUGCUGGCUGCCUGUGGGUUGCAGGCUGAUCUGGGGGACCACCAGGAGUCGGUCCAUGUGGGCAAGUACUUCGAGCCUCAAGCCUACUUCCCACAGUGGAUUAUCAGCAGCAGGGGAGCUGACUACAUCCUCAGGCAUGUGCCUGCCAUGCACCGCGAACGGCGGGGCCUGAGCCCCAAGGAGGCCGUACUGGGCUUCAUCAGGGCUGCCUGCCGCCUGGAGGACGUCCCUGUACACUUCUUCAGGCUGUACAAGGAAAAGAAGGAAGAUGGCCCUAGCAUCCUCCUGGGACUCGCUCUGAAAGGAGUGCUCAUCUACCGGGAGGCGGACGACGACGCGCAGCUGCUCUUCGACUUCCCCUGGCCACGUAUUUCGAAGGUGACAUGUCUGGGGAAGAAGCUGGAAAUCCAGCCGGAAGGACCCCUGGCAGCACAGAAGCUGAGGCUCUACACGGGCUACACCUGGCGCUCCCGCUACCUGCUGCACCUGCUUCGCGCCACCCACCGGCUCCACCUCAGCCUGCGGCCUGUGCUGCAGUGGCUACAGCAGCUGGAGGAGGCAGAGGAGAGGAAAUGCUACCGGGAAUCCUACAUCAGCGAUCCUCUGGAGCAGGACCUGAACCCACGCCGCAGGGAUUACCUGGGCAACGAGGAGGACGGUAUGGACAGCAGACGGCAAUCCCUCCUCCUCUCACUGUGCCCCCAAAGCCACGGCAGCUCCCACACCGCGGGCAUCAAGCUCUACUCCCUGCGCGAGGAGCGUGAGAUGUCUGUGGAUGAGCCCACAGGGACUGAGAGGCUCUGUAGGACGACGCCAUCCAGCAGUUCCUGGAGCGGCUUUCAGCAGCCAGGACACCUGCACCAAGGGCAGAGGUCGGGGAGGUGGAGGCUGACCAUAGGGGUGACCAGCAUCUCCACAGCCUGAACAACAUGCGGCUUCCCAGCACCUUCCGACUUCCUCACCCGGCUGCACCUGGGACUGCAUGCUGCUGGAGCUUCCGGUGCCCCCUAGAGUCCAGGGCUGCUCUUACCGGCAAGGCGUUCACAAACUACCUCUCCCCGUACAGGCCUGGCGAAGAGUCACCCCUGCUGGACUUUGUGGUAUAGGCAAGAGCCUCACAGCAGUCCUGUCUGUGCCAGCCAGCCAGCUUGGAAGGUGACUCGGUGGCCUUGGGCCAGGUCUGGGCAAGGCCUUCAGUCAGUCCCCUCUUCUUUGACUGCUCACCCGUAGGAGGGGUGGGGCAGCUCUGACCUUUAGCCUAGAGGUAGGCGGGCAGUAGGCAUGGACCCUGCUCUUCCUGCCUCGGGCUGUAAGUGCCCAGGUCUCUCAUGGCAUAAAUGUCUGAGGGACCCAGGAGUCAGCAUUAGCCGUGAAGCGGAGGGCUCUUGUCUUAUCUGUGUGAAGAAGGCAUCACGGUGGCAUUAGAGCCAGAGCUGGCUGCACCAGGGUCUCCACGCUGGCUGGGCUUCCAGGU
Messenger RNA from Mesocricetus auratus (golden hamster), 2126 nucleotides. RefSeq names its product FERM domain containing 1 (gene Frmd1). The coding region runs from base 248 to 1576 and encodes 442 amino acids. Lineage: Eukaryota; Metazoa; Chordata; Mammalia; Rodentia; Cricetidae. The transcript is spliced from 11 exons. Gene Ontology annotation, cellular component: cytoplasmic side of apical plasma membrane; cytoskeleton. The record is from RefSeq and is a predicted model, not a curated record. Gene Ontology annotation, biological process: positive regulation of hippo signaling.